AAAUAAUAAAAAUAUGCACUUGUCUUGAAUGUUUCUGUUUUGAAAUAUAUUACCAUUACGGUGAAUGUCUAAUCACUGGUAUAAAAAGAUGACAACGAAUAAAUGUAGGUUAAAGAGUAUUUGAAAAAUAACAACAAUUUGAAUUCAAUCAUAUCAACUAAAUUUGACCAAGCAUGAUGAAGAAUACAUUAAAACUGGUCUUAUUUACAUAUAAAUAACAAACGUAAAAUAAUUUUACUGUAUAUUUAAAAACUUUCUACAAAUGUAAAACCGAGUUGUUACAAAUGUAAAAACGUUGCUGGUGACAUAUGUUAUGAAAAAACGUCAUAAAUGUAAAAGCAACAUUUUGGUCACAUAUGUAAAAUCAAUUUCCUACAAAUGUAAAACACAAUUUUCUCAAUCACCCUGUGAUUUCAUCUGUAUGAAAUAGUUUCGCCUUCAUAGCCGGAGUGUUCUAUACAGUGAUAUGUAUUCUCAGAGCGUUUGGGGUAUAUACGGGUAAAACCUAUAUAAUAUAUGCCCUGCUGAGUAUAAACGAAACCGGUAGGCAAAUAUAAUGUUACUCAUGUAAUGUUGUUUAUAUUUUCUUUAUAAUAUACUUGAUCCGGUACAGACUUUUGCAUUAUAUAUAUUACGAAAUUCUCGCUUUUUGUGUUCUACUUCAAUGCAGGCUUGUUGCAGUACCAGUAGUACUGCUACUGAAGCCAUUUAAGCAACUACUGGUACUGCUACUGAAUUACGUGGUCAAAAUUGGGCGACUACUGUUACUGAUACUGCAUUACUGUCUCAAAAAAGUGGAACUGGUACUGCAGCACUCAAUCAGUACUUUGAUUAUUUUUUUCUUUGUUGUUUUGAUUUUCAAAAAAUUGUACUAUUUUUAUGAAAUGGUGCCUUUAUAACUUAGCAUCUAAUACAUGCUGCCUUUAAUAUAAUUUAGAUGUUAUGCCUUUAAGCAAUCAUAUUUAUUAACAUGACUGAAGCAUAUAUCACAGAACAGCAAUUAUGGGAUAAACCUGUUUUGCUGUUGAAUGUAUAAUAGCGAUAUAAUAGCAAUCCUGCACUGAUUUGAGCUGUCAUCAAUAACAAUGAAAUGGUCAGUUCGCUCAGUUUUCAGUAUAAAUAGUAAAGUAUUAAGAGUAAAGUAACUUAUUUUUUGUAUGAAACAGUCAUUGCUGGUCUCUCUGGAUAUGUGGAUGUUUUUUUUCUGAAUUUGAAAAUGAGCUGGAACAAAUUUUUCAAACUACCGGAAAACACAGAGGGCACGUUAAAAGCAAAAUGCUUGCAUUGCCCUUCUGAAAUAUCUGGAUCAUUGAAGGUGUCUUCUAACCUCAUCAAGCAUUUGAAAUGCAAGCACAGGGAGGAGUAUAUGAUGACAUGUACCAACAAAGACGACGAAAUCCCAACCAGUAAUAACAUCAUAUGCUCAAUCGACUGACACAGCUAAAUAUGGUGAUAAUCAUCCUAAACAGAUGCAGGCGAUAGAUAAAUUAGUAGAAUAUAUAGCAGGGGUUCUGUUACUUCUAUCUACUGUUGAAAGUCAUUUUUUUAGACAUUUGUUGAGUGUUUGAAUCCCAAGUUUUCAAUGCCAGGCCGUUUCAAAUUAACUAAUAGUCUGAUAAAAGAAAAAGCUGAUCAAAUAAGAAAAAGAAUAACAACAAACAUGCACACAGCAAACUAUAUCUGUUUCACCAUUGAUCUAUGGAGUAACCGCCAAAUGAAGGCAUUUCUUGGCAUCAAUGGUCAUUACAUCAACAAUUGGGAAAUGCACUCUGCCAUGAUUGCUUGUAAUAGAUUCAUCGGCCGACACACCGGUGAAAAUAUUCGCAAUGAGUUUGACAAAGUUGUGUCAACUUACAAUUUAGAGAAUAAAAUAGCAUGCGUCAUAUCGGAUAAUGCCUCUAACAUGGUUAAAACAUUUAAAGUGGACAUUCCAGGUUUCAAGAAUUCCUUGGAUGGUGAUACAGAGUCUGAUACAGAGUGUGAUGAAACUGAUGAUAAAGUUGGGAAUGAUGAUGAAAAUCUUGAGACUGUUGAUGUGGAGCAUGAAUCCUUCUUUCCAAAGCACUUAAGGUGCUACGCACGUAGCCAGCAACUAGUCGUCCGAGAUGCUUUCAAGAACUGCGGAAGAGAACUAAAGAAAGCACUUACGAAAGCUGCUUCCAUUGUUAAUCAUGUAAGAAGGUCAAUAACAGCAACCGAACUACUUGAGGGGGAGAAGCGUUUGCAGACGGCAACAGUUACAAGAUGGAACAGUCAGCUGAUGAUGGUGAGAUCGGUUCUGAGUGUCGAUGCCAAGAAGCUGGAAGAAGUGAAUGCCCCAGUCAAGCUUACUUCAUUUGAGAGAAAGUUACUGAAUGAGCUCUGUGAAGUGCUAAAGCCAUUUGAAUUUGCCACAACAAUUGUGCAAAAAGAGAAGUCUGUGUCGGCAAGCUUAGCGAUCCCCACAACACUGCAACUAAAACAUAAUCUGAAAGAACUGAAAAACACAGCAAAACUAGAACACCAAACAGUAAAGUUCAUAGACAUCCUAGAGGAAUCUAUUGAUUCUAGAUUGAUCAGAUACGAGCAGGAAGAUGAGUACGUUCUUGCCACAAUGCUCGAUCCACGCUUCAAGCUGGACUGGUGUACACAAAACUUCUCAAAGCAUGAAGAUCUUCUAGUGUCCAAGCUUCGGCAGACUUCCGUGACCGAAUGUGAAGAAACAUCACCACCUAGAAUGGUUUCCAAGGGAGACUUCUUCAGUUUUAUGGAUAAUGUCAGAAGUCCAGCUCGCAAGAGGCAUCAGUCUGGAAAGACAACAUGUGAAGUGGAGAGAUACCUCAGUGAACCAUAUAUCCACAGAAAUGAUGAUUCACUGAAGUAUUGGUCCAGCCACAGCAAAGUAAGCCCGGGUCUAGCAGAAUUUGCCUCAAAAUAUCUGACGAUUCCAUGCACCAGCGCCCCAGUAGAGCGACUCUUUUCUAUAGCUGGCAAGAUAUUUCGGCCAGAUAGGUGCCGGAUGAAUGACGAGACAUUUCAUAACCUUAUAAUGAUCAAAUGCAAUUCAGAAGCUAAAAAUGCAUAAAAAGUUAACAAGUGUGUUGAAACUUUAAACAUGAAUAACUAUACAUAAAGUGCUGUGUUCAAGGUUAAACAAAUACAUAAAUGAUAUUCUCGCACUAAUGUAAUAUGCACUAGAGUUAAGUUAGA
This is a messenger RNA of Mercenaria mercenaria, 3189 nucleotides long. Its product is annotated as zinc finger BED domain-containing protein 4-like. The transcript has 4 exons. NCBI's taxonomy places the organism in Eukaryota, Metazoa, Mollusca, Bivalvia, Venerida, Veneridae. Gene Ontology annotation, molecular function: protein dimerization activity. The record is from RefSeq and is a predicted model, not a curated record. Bases 1583 to 3064 code for a protein of 493 amino acids.